This is a messenger RNA of Acaulospora morrowiae, 1347 nucleotides long. Lineage: Eukaryota; Fungi; Glomeromycota; Glomeromycetes; Diversisporales; Acaulosporaceae. The record is from the annotation of a GenBank genome assembly.
AUGGAGUCCGAAAAAUCUCACGUUCAAGAUUUUAACGUUGAGGACAAUGAAGUAUUUCGAACACAAUAUUUUGAAACGGAAAAUAUUUGGUCAUUACUCGGGUACUUGAAAUAUUGUAGCAGAAAUAGAAUGUUAGAGACAAAAGAAAUCGAACACUUCCGCUAUUCACAAUAUCUUAAUUCGAUGUUAAACGUACCAGGAUUAAAACGUAAAGCACACAAGGCAUUGAGGGACUUAACUAGCAUAUAUCAAGCGGAUGAAAUACUAUUCAUUUGCAAGAGAUUUUCCAUAAAGGAUUCAAAGCAAGAGGCUGAAUUAAAAGAUUUUUGGCUAGGAUAUUUAAGUACUUCCUAUCACAAAAACGAAGAUUUUACUUUCGAUGCACAAAGUAAUAAUUUGUAUGUACAUAAAGAUAAUCUUCUCGAUCAAUUUUUAAAACAAUGUGAACAUAUGUCAGAUGAUUCUAUGAGAUUACGUUACAUGAGAAAAAUCAUUUAUUUGAAUGCACGCGAAUUUAAAUGGAUCUCGGUGGAUGAUGUGAAUCACGAAAUUGCACAACUGCCUUUGAUCGCCAAUAUAUCCGAAAAUCUUCCUUAUUUUUUGAGACAAUUAGAUAAAGAGACUGAAUUUUCUACCUGGAGAGAACUAACAAAAUGGGCACGGAAGCACUAUUAUUCUGAAUUCGCAGAUCAGGUCUGGCCAACGCGAUCCAAACAUGAAAAAAUAAUUGUAGAAUAUAUCCAAGAUAUACUUAUUCAUUAUGGUGAAUACUUUAGCGAACCUUAUGAGAAGGGUUUAUCGGAAGGUGCCAUUCACUUCAACCAUAUCAUCCCUUUAACUAAAAUUUUAAGAGAAUACUGUUUGAUUAUAAGGCACGCAGAUAAGAGCAGAAACACAAUAAGGGGUAGUGGAAAAAGGACAUGUCUAAGGGGCAAAAUUGAUGGAUAUGAAUUUUUUACGCAUGAAAAUUCUCUUGCCAAAGAGGGCUCAGCCGAAUUUGUAAGGGAUGAGUUCAAGAUUGCUAAUUAUAACCGUGAUAAUCUUUUCGUAUAUUGGAAUGACAUUUUUCGUCAAGCACCAGCAACGUUUAAUCAAUUUAAAGAACAGCUCCAACAGAUACGAGUUUGGGGCCUACAUCUAUCAAAUCAACUAGAUGAGCGUAACGGAUUGCACCUGAAGGACCAGACUGUUGGGUAUUCAAGUCUAAGCCAACCAGUUGAAGCUAUGAUCAACACGGAAUCCAUGAAACUCGCAAACUACACGAAGAAAUCAAGGAAAAACUGUGGAAAAUCGGGAGUAACUAAUCGCCUUUUGCGUCGCGUAAAGUUCUAUGCAGAUGUCCUGUAG